This is a messenger RNA of Strongyloides ratti, 1077 nucleotides long. RefSeq names its product Replication factor C subunit 3. Gene Ontology annotation, molecular function: DNA binding; DNA clamp loader activity. The transcript has 4 exons. The record is from RefSeq and is a predicted model, not a curated record. Gene Ontology annotation, cellular component: DNA replication factor C complex; nucleus. Lineage: Eukaryota; Metazoa; Nematoda; Chromadorea; Rhabditida; Strongyloididae. The coding region runs from base 1 to 1077 and encodes 358 amino acids. Gene Ontology annotation, biological process: DNA repair; DNA-templated DNA replication.
AUGACAACAUUAGGUGUAUUUCCAACUAUUAAACGUUCCACAAAAUUAUCGCAGCUAUCAUUUCAUGAAGAAUUAAACAACACUCUUCAUAAUAUAGUACAAGCACAAGAUUUUGGUCAUCUUUUAUUUUAUGGUCCACCAGGAGGAGGAAAAAGAACAAGAAUUAGAGCUUUAUUAAAAGGAGUUUAUGAAGAUAGUGUUUCAUCUGUAAAAAUUGAAAAACGUGAAUUUACUCCACCAGUAGGUAAGAAAGUUACUUAUAGUGUACUUUCAUCUAAUUUUCAUAUUGAAUUAACGGCUAGUGGUCUUGGAUCAUCUGAUAAAAUGAUCAUCCAGCAUGUAAUUAAAGAAAUGGCACAGUGUAAACAAUUAAAUGAAGUUAAACAAAAAUCUUUUAAAGUUGUUGUGAUAUUCGAGGCAGAUAGUCUUACAAAAGAUGCUCAACAUGCAUUACGUAGAACCAUGGAAAAAUAUAGUCAUAAUUGUCGUAUAAUAAUGUGUGUAGAUUGUUUAGGAAGAAUUAUUGAUCCUUUAAAAAGUAGAUGUUUAACAAUAAGGGUUCCUUCACCAACUGAUUCUGAGAUGCGUGAAGCUUUAAGUGAAGUAGUUAAAAAAGAAAGGACUUCAUGUAUUAAUGAUGAACACAUUGAGUUGUGUAUUAAGAAAGCUAAUGGAAAUAUGCGUAAUGCUUUAAUCACCCUUCAAACUUUGAUGCAACAAAAAGGCGAAAAAAAUAUUAUACCACAAAGUUAUGUACAAAUUGUUAACGAUAUUGCAAAUAUAAUUGCUACCCGCCAGACUAAAUCAGGAAUUCUUGAUUGCAGAAAAAAGUUCUGCGAAUUACUAGAAAGAUGUAUUGAUCCUCCAACAAUAUACAAGGCACUUGUAACCCAAUUAACUAAUUUAAUACCGGAAAAUGUUCAACCAGUGAUAUGGGAUUUAGCUUUAGAGAGUGAAGGACGAUGCAUUGUUGGAUCAAAACCAAUAUUUUCUCUUGAAAGUUUUGUAACACAAGCGAUGUACGAGAUUUAUCUUUCUAAUGCAGAGUUGCUAUCCCAUAUCAGGAUUUUUGAAUAA